AUGGAUGGCUUCUCCACCAAGAAGCGAGCUGAGGAUGGCAUUUGCCGCCUUGCCCUGGAUGCUCCAAACAGGGUUCAGCAACGCUCGAUAUCUGCCUCAAGAUUGGAAAGUAUGAAGCAGGAGGCGAAAUUGGCCCGGGAAUGGGGCAAGAAAGUGAAGGAUGACCUCCAUUUCCAACAAGGCAAUGUGAAAGCUCUGGCAAAGGAUACUCUCCAAAGCAAGACUUGGGGUGGGCCUAACUACAGGCAUGUAGCGCCAAAUGUAGCGCAAAGUACCGAGUACCAGCGGAACAUGACAGCCAUGGACGCCCUCAGAUGCGACAUUUCUGUAAAGCAGGAUGCCGUGGAAAAGGCAAUGCGGGAGGACUACAGGAGUGUCCGCAAUACGCGUGCGGAUACGAGCGUAAGUUCUUUGUCCGGCUGGCUGGAGAAGUAUGGACGGCCGAAUCGGGAAGCGGAGCCGCAGGAAAGAUAUCGUACUACACCUUUCAAGCAAAGAAGGAUUCCCUUCUUGGGUGUAUCAGAGGCCAAAACACUUCGAUUGGGUGCAGGCAUUUGGUCACAGAGAAGUGAGACUGAUUUGCUGGGAAGCUUCUAUUUCAGAUCAAAGGGCCGUUGA
Molecule: messenger RNA, 618 nt
Organism: Cladocopium goreaui
Lineage: Eukaryota; Dinophyceae; Suessiales; Symbiodiniaceae
Source: the annotation of a GenBank genome assembly